Messenger RNA from Acanthocheilonema viteae, 1047 nucleotides. NCBI's taxonomy places the organism in Eukaryota, Metazoa, Nematoda, Chromadorea, Rhabditida, Onchocercidae. The record is from the annotation of a GenBank genome assembly.
AUGCAUUUUCGAGAAUUUUGGGAAGAUUGUCGGAAAGAUCUUACAAAUGGAUGGCGAAUACUUAACGAUAAAUCAGAAGUGAAAUUCGAAUGGCCCACAAAUUGUCCAAUUGAAGUACGUGAACUUGUUGGCCCAGGACGAUUCGAUGCACAGGAUCCGAAAUUUAUGAUGCCAUUUUUCUGGAAUAGAGAACCGGUACCAGCAUCUCGUUCCUGGGGUAUUGUUGUUUGCGCAAUUGAAUGGUGUUUUGGUGUGAUACUUUUGCUACUUUAUUCCUUACAUUAUAUCAUAGCAUUUUUUGCUGCUGAAGGUCGAACUAUUGCAGCUUUUUUAUGCUUUAUUACAUUGUCACAGCUUAGUAUAUUUUUUAGCGCAAAAGUUCUAUUCGUGAUUGCUAUUUUAGAAAAGCAUGCUUAUUUACUCAAACAACAAUUGAUAUUUCAAUAUGUUACAUGUAUUUUUCUCUUACUUAAUGCAACAUUUACUUUUACGGCUGAUAUGGGUGGAUAUAAUGAGGAACAUUUAUUUGGUCAAAAUGAUCCAUUUCUGAUCCGUACUGCAGCGAUCAUUUCCGUCAUUUUCAUCUUUGUUGAGCUUUAUUUACGCUUAAUGACGAAAGCGCCAGAAGAUGUCUCGAAUGCAAUACCCAAAUCAUUUCUCUCACCACUGAGCAAUAAUAAAACGAAUAAACGUGAAGUUGUUGAUGAAAUAUGCCAAAUAACUGGUGGACCAAGACUCUUGCGAAGUCCAAAAUAUAAUCGUUAUAAUUGGCGUACUUCACAUAUCCCACGUCAGCGACAACGAAUGAUUAAACGAAAACAAAGUCGUUCACGUAUUAAUCAAGCUGGUAUAGCUCUACUAGAAGGCAAUAGUAAUAGUGCAGGAGUGACAUUUUACAUUGGUAUGCAAUUGAAUUCGAAAUAUCUUCAAAGGCUUCGUAAAGGUAACUUGGAAGAUGUCGCUGUCCCGUUAAUUUGCUCCAAUCAACAUCGUCAGCAACAGCAUCAACAACGAUGGCACCAACAAUCUGAUGAUGGCAGAAGUUGA